Molecule: messenger RNA, 780 nt
Organism: Venustampulla echinocandica
Lineage: Eukaryota; Fungi; Ascomycota; Leotiomycetes; Helotiales; Pleuroascaceae
Exons: 3
Coding region: 1-780 (259 amino acids)
Biological process (GO): nucleotide metabolic process
Molecular function (GO): ATP:ADP adenylyltransferase activity; ATP binding
Source: RefSeq, a predicted model, not a curated record
AUGGAGAAGGCAAGCCUGGAACAGAGAACAUUGCGGCAGUUUGACGCCCUCUUCCAAUUCCGCGCAGCAACCAGCCUGAGCAUCAAGCCAAUCCUGGAAAGUAACGAUCCUGGUCGAACAGAAGAUCGCAAUGCGUUCUCGGACGAUGACCCUGACUUCUUUCUCGAGCAUGUUGGCCCGGCACACACUCUAAUACUCAACAAAUUCUGUGUCGUGCGGCCACAGUACAUUCUCCACACCAACGUCUUCACCCCACAAAGCGAUAGCCUCUCUGAGAAUGAUUUAUCCGCAGCUUGGAGCGUGUUCUCUCGUCUGGAAAUGCCGCAUAUUAUCAUAUAUAACUGCGGUGUUGAAGCUGGUUCAUCACUGGGCUAUAAACACCUACAGAUUCUCCCUCGACCGCCGAAGCAGGAAUUCGAUUUCUUUCCCAACACAAUCGGUAUCUCCGAAGAUACUUGCACCGUACCUGGCAUUCCAUUCCAGCACGCUGUGAAAAGGCUCUCUGCCAAGCCUAGCACGUCCGAGCUAGUUGACGUCUACCAAACCUUACUCACUCGAGCGAAUAUUGGUGAAGCGCCUGCUCACAACGUGAUAGUCGUCGCCGAGUGGAUGCUCGUGAUUCCACGAGUUCGUCCAAAACAAGGUGGCUUGUCAGCCAACGCUGCUGCGAUGGUUGGCAUGGUGUGGGUUACCAAAACGGAUGUUCUUCAGGAGUGGUUAGAUCAUGGACCCAUGAGAGCACUUUGUGGCUUCGGGGUUGUCGAUGACAUGAACCUCUAG